UUAUCUUGAUUAUCAAGAUUAAUUAAUAAUAAUCAAGUAUGAGAAUUGAGAAUCAACAAUCAACAAUCACUCAUAAGCAAUUGAUUAAUCUAAUUGUGCAAUUCAAUUCUAAUUGUUUAAAUCCUGUUUUAAAGUGAAUUCAGUUAAUUGUUAUCUCUUGAUUUACUAAUUUUUUGUUAAUUUCUUUCAGUGUGAUUGACCAUAAUGGCCAGUAAAUUAGCUUAUCCAUUUUUAGCCAAAUUCAGGACAAAAAGUAAAUUAUAUCAACAGUUUCUCAUUGAACUUGUUGGUACCUUCAUUUUAAUUGUACUUAUUGACAAUGCAGUGGCUACUUACAGCUUUGGACACACCUCAGAUCACUUUGCAAUAGCCACAACCGCGGGUGUCGGACUUUACAUUGCAGUUGUUUUUGGUGCUACAGUUUCAGCUGGACAUGUGAAUCCGGUUGUUACUUUUGCACUUGCAACUUUGAAAAAGUGUCCAUGGCGAUCGGUUCCCGUUUAUUUCGCCGGUCAGUUUAUCGGCGGUAUGGCUGCGGCAUUGGUCAGUUUCGCGAAUCAAAGGUUGGCCAUUGUUUCUCGAGAUGGACUUAACUCUUCGAUGGCGAGUAAAACUGUCUCUCUGUUCAUGUCCAAUCCUGGAAUUCGACCAGUUGACCACGAGACUGUGAUCGUUGAUCAAAUUCUUUGUGUUGGAAUUUUAAUGUUCGCCAUAAUGGUUCUAAUCGAUGGUUCAAAUGACCACAACUCUAAAAGAACCACACCUUUUGGAUUACUUUUUAUUCUGAUUGCGGUGAUCCUCGCUUUCGGUUCCAAUGCUGGAGCAGCGAUCAAUCCAGCUCGCGAUUUACCUGCAAGACUUUUCGCCCAUUUCAUUGGACUCGGCGAUAUGUGGUCAGAUUGCUUCUGGCUUACCGGAAGUACUUUAGGUCCAUUCCUCGGGGCAGUUAUCGGUGCCUGGGCUUACUAUUUGUGCGUUGAAAUUCACAGGAUUGACGAUGAACGAACAGGAUCCGCUCCUCAUGAAUUACAUUUACUAGAUUUAGAAAAGACUUUGGAAAAACUUGAAGUGCUAAUUGAAGCUGAAAAGUCAACUAAGAAUAGAAACAAAUUAUUGGAUUAAGAUCAAUCAUCUAAUCACCAUGGAGAUCAUCUUAUUCAUCCAACAACAAUUUACCAAAUGUAAUAACUAUUAGAUAAAAUCAUUGAAAAUUAAACUCAUUUACCAAUAAUAAUAA
Panonychus citri (citrus red mite) is the source of this 1237-nucleotide messenger RNA. Its product is annotated as aquaporin-7-like. Gene Ontology annotation, cellular component: plasma membrane; basolateral plasma membrane. Gene Ontology annotation, molecular function: glycerol channel activity; water channel activity. Bases 205 to 1122 code for a protein of 305 amino acids. The transcript is spliced from 3 exons. Gene Ontology annotation, biological process: glycerol transmembrane transport; water transport. The record is from RefSeq and is a predicted model, not a curated record. Lineage: Eukaryota; Metazoa; Arthropoda; Arachnida; Trombidiformes; Tetranychidae.